Messenger RNA from Prosopis cineraria, 1293 nucleotides. Its product is annotated as LRR repeats and ubiquitin-like domain-containing protein At2g30105. The record is from RefSeq and is a predicted model, not a curated record. NCBI's taxonomy places the organism in Eukaryota, Viridiplantae, Streptophyta, Magnoliopsida, Fabales, Fabaceae. Gene Ontology annotation, molecular function: protein binding. The transcript has 10 exons. The coding region runs from base 57 to 1181 and encodes 374 amino acids.
GGUCCAGAAAUUAGCUUGUCCAUCGUCGUCGUGGAAGAGGCGCCGAUAACGGUGAAAUGGAAGCGAGCUCUGUCACUGCCGGAGCAAGCGACGCUUCCGUCACAGUCAGCAUCAAGUUCAGUGGCAGGUCGAUCCCCAUCUCAGUCUCACCCGACUCAACCAUUAGUGAACUAAAGUCUCUUCUCGUGCCGCCCACUAAUGUCCUACCUCGAGGCCAAAAGCUAAUUUUCAAAGGAAGAGUUUUGGAGGAUUCUCUGACGCUGAAGGCAUCUGAAUUGACAAAUGGCUCCAAGAUUAUGCUUGUGGCUUCCCAGGGUUUACAUCAAGGGGGUGGACCGAUCUUGAAAAAAGCCGAGGCUGUACCCAGGACCAGGAGAGAUAACCACUCAAGCCUGAGUAGUGAUGUAAAGAAACCUCCUGUUAAGAGCAGAUUGGAACGAUGGACUGCUACUGGAGUUAUAGCAUUGUCUGAAUGCAACUUAAAGGCCAUACCCCAUGAAGUGUGGGCAUGUGGGUCUUCUGGAAGAGUUCUAGAUUGCAGUAACAACUCAAUUCAAAUCGUGCCUGUAAAAAUUGAAAGUCUUACUGGCUUGGAGAAACUAUUCCUUAAUGCAAAUGAGUUGCUGGAUGAGUCAAUAAGCUGGGAAGGAUUAACAACUCUGAAGCACCUAACAGUAUUAUCUUUGAACCAGAACCAUUUGACAACUUUGCCACCUGCAUUGGGAUCCCUAAUGUCUUUAAAGGAGCUGCAUGUCUCCAAUAAUAAGUUGGGUAACCUACCUAAUGAAAUAGGACAUCUGUCAAAACUGGAAGUUUUGCGAGCCAACAAUAAUAGGAUUUGUGCCAUCGGCGAACUUAUAGGAAACUGCUGUUCUCUUGUUGAGGUUGAUUUCUCAUCAAAUUUUCUCUCAGAAUUGCCAGAGACAUUUAGUAGCUUGAGCAGUUUGAAGGCUUUGUAUCUUAGUAACAAUGCCAUGAAAUCCCUUCCAUCUAAGCUAUUCAAGACUUGCCUUCAGCUAUCCACUUUGGAUCUUCACAAUACAGAAAUAACUAUUGAUAUCCUCCGCAAGUUUGAAGGAUGGGACAAUUUUGACGAGCGACGUCGCUCAAAGCAUCAGAAACAAUUGGAUUUCCGAGUUGGAGUUUCUAGAGACUUUGAUGAAGGUGCUGAUAAAAAAUGAACAAAUAUUGUUUGAGCCAAAAACUAGAUAUUAUUUUACGAUGACUGAUGAUGUUAUGACAAUUUCCGAAAUCUUUAUUGUUAUAAUGAAUGCCAAGUUUCUCAUGGGUGAA